Messenger RNA from Neofelis nebulosa (Clouded leopard), 2212 nucleotides. Its product is annotated as olfactory receptor 1J4-like. Gene Ontology annotation, cellular component: membrane. Gene Ontology annotation, biological process: G protein-coupled receptor signaling pathway. Lineage: Eukaryota; Metazoa; Chordata; Mammalia; Carnivora; Felidae. The record is from RefSeq and is a predicted model, not a curated record. The transcript has a single exon. Bases 72 to 1082 code for a protein of 336 amino acids. Gene Ontology annotation, molecular function: olfactory receptor activity; G protein-coupled receptor activity.
AUGUGUGGUGUGUCUGAAUUUUGAUACAGUUUCCAGGAGAAACAGCAUGUGGCUGUAAUGUACACAUAGUGAUGAUAAACGCCAUAUCUCAGUCUCUGACACUUCCUACUCCUUCCAUCCCCAGCAGAGAUAAGAACAACAUGAGACCUAAGAACCAGAGCAGCAUGUCCGAGUUCCUACUCCUGGGGGUCCCCAUACGGCCAGAGCAGCAGGGCAUGUUCUUCUCCCUGUUCCUGGGCAUGUACCUGACCACGGUGCUGGGGAACCUGCUCAUCAUCCUGCUCAUCAGGCUGGACUCUCGCCUCCACACGCCCAUGUACUUCUUCCUCAGCCACUUGGCCUUCUCUGAUAUCUCUUUCUCAUCUGUCACCGUCCCAAAGAUGCUGAUGAACAUGCAGACUCAGCACUUAUCCAUCCCCUAUGUGGCAUGCAUUUCCCAGAUGUAUUUUUUCAUAUUUUUUGUCUGUCUUGACAAUUUCCUUCUUGCAGUGAUGGCAUAUGACAGGUAUGUGGCCAUCUGUCAACCACUCCACUACACCACUGUCAUGAGGGAGGAGCUGUGUAUCUUACUGGUGGCUGGAUCCUGGUUCUUCUCAUGUGCCCAUGCCCUAUUGCAUACUCUCCUUCUGUCCCGCCUGUCCUUCUGUGCUGACAAUACCAUCCCUCAUUUCUUUUGUGAUCUCACUGCCCUUUUGAAGUUGAUCUGUUCAGACACCUCCCUCAAUGAGCUAGUUAUCUUCACCGAGGGGGGAGUGUUUGCCUUCCUGCCAUUGUGUGCUAUUUUGGGCUCUUAUAUUCACAUUGGGGCCACCAUCCUAGGGGUUCCCUCCAUCAAGAGGAUCUGCAAAGGCUUGUCCACCUGUGGCUCCCACCUCCUUGUGGUGUUUUUGUACUAUGGGACUCUUGCAAUGAUUUACUUCAUUCCUUCAUCAAACAAUUCCAAAGUCAAAGAUAUAAUUGCUUCAGUUAUAUACACAGUGGUGACACCCAUGUUAAACCCCUUUAUCUAUAGCCUGAGGAACAGGGACAUGAAACUGGCUCUGGGGAUACUUUAUAGGAGGAAAAUUAUUUUUUCUAAGUAACAGUUACUCACUCAUAUUCUUAAUUUUCCUAGUGAUGUUUCUAGAGACACCUCCUUGAAAAAUUGUGUAGGUGACUGUUGUAGAUAGCAAAAAUGGCCAAAUUACUUCACUGCCUCUCUUAUAAAUGUGGUUUGUUUCCUUACCCACUGAAUUGGGACAGGACUUCUGACUGACUUUGACUAAUAGAUUCAGUGAAAGUGGUGUGAGAUUUCCAAGCCUAUGUAGACUCUGUUCCUUCUCCUCUUGGAACCUUGAGACCACCAUGUGAAAUAGUCCAAGCUAGGGUGUGUGAAGAUGAGGGCCAUGUGAGGGAGAACCAAGAUGCUCCAGCUAACAAUCAACCAACUCCCUGGUGACCUGGUAGGUGACAGCAGAAGCAUGAGUAAGCCCUUGUUGUGGUCAGUUGAACCAAACCCAGAUGAGAAGCCCUAUCCAGCUAGCACAUUCCCUGCUCAAAUUGCAAGUGCAUGGAAUUGUCAUAUAAACAAGUGGCUGUUGUUAAGCCACUAAAUUUGGGGAUGGUUUGUUAUGCAGCAAAAGCUAACUGAUACAUUGACUGCCUUUGUUUCCUUGUUUUCCUUGAUUUCAAUGGUCUCUCCCCCCUUUUUGGAUCCCUACUUGGAUUGUAUUCCCUGCCUAUUUUUCAGGUUAUGAUCUCCAUAACCUAUUGCCUUAGCUUUAGGUAUCUUUUCUUGUCCUCAUUAUUCUCCCAUAAGCGUUGGUAUAUGGCAUUGUCAGCAACUCUCAUUUUUGUCAAGUCAACAUUUUAAGGUAUGGCCUUAUCUAUCUGAAGAGAUAUAAGUGAAUUGCUGUGAUAUCAAAACACAUGAACUUCUUUUUCUGAAAGAAGGUUAUACAUUCUGUUUCUUCUUGAAGAAGAGAAACAAUCUUAGACUAAGAUUUGCGGUCUAAAUUAUGUUGCAUUUUGUAUAAGUUAUACCUUCUGACCCCGUAACUUACUGAUGCCAAGUUAAAGAGAUAAGAAUUCUCAAAUGUGAGGGGCGCCUAGGUGGCUCAGUCAGUUAAGUGUCUGACUCUUGAUUUCAGCUCAGGUUACAAUCUCAUGGUUCAUGAGUUUGAGUGCCACAUUGGGCUCUUUGCUGACAGUGUGGAGCCUCCUUGGGAUUCUC